AUGUUUUCCCAAAAGAAACCCUACUCAGCAGUGACCGUAACGGUCGAGCGGUUGACCAGUGAAAGCUACGAGGAGGACGAUCUGAGCGGGAUCCCAGAUUUGGUAGAGAUCAUCAAAUUACAACCGACUGGCCCAACCGAAGCUGCCCGUGCGAUACGCAAAAAACUCAAGUAUGGCAGCGUACAUCGUCAACUUCGCGCCCUGACAUUGCUCGACGGCCUAAUCGAGAAUGCUGGUCCGCGCUUCCAAAAGACAUUUGCCGACGAACCAUUGCUGGAGCGCUUGCGCUUCUGCGGCACUUCAGAGUUGUCGGACCCGGAUGUCAAGAAGAAGUGCUCCCUCAUGUUUCGCGCCUGGGCAGUAUCAUACGCCAACACACCAGGCCUCGAGGGAAUCGCCAAGCUCCACAAGCAAAUGCCUCGACGGAAACAAGCCGUAACUCAAGAUCGAUCCAAAGUAAUUCGGGAGACAGAGAACAACCCAUUCACCGAAGAAGAGGCAGCUGGGUCUCGUCGCGCAGGUCCCUCUUCAGCGGUGUCCACACCAGUAACCGGUCGCAUCGAGUCCUUUUCCUCUUUUGGUUCGUCAAAGGAUAAGAGAAAGAAGGACAAGGCCAAGCACGGCAAGUCCGGCUCUCGUUCUUUUAACCUUGCGGCCGAGCAGGACCAGAUGAAGAGCACCAUCGCCGAGUCUUCUAUCGCAGCGACAAACCUGAUGAAUGCCCUGCAGACUGUCAACAGAGAAAUAGAGCGUGUCUCUCACAAUGCAACAGCCGUCAAGCACUUUGAGGCUUGCAAGCAGCUGAGGCGCAAAAUUCUGCGCUAUAUACACUAUGUCGAGUCGGAAGAUUGGCUCGGUGGCUUGCUUCACGCCAACGACGAGCUUAUUACUGCUUUGAUGACCUUUGAGCAGUUGGACCGUUCCAUUGACGCGGACAGCGACUCGGAGGAUGAUAUGGCCGAGCAGGCGCAUGCGUAUAGGAUGGCCAGUGAGCGGGCGAAACAACAAGCCUCGCCUACAAGUCCAAGUCCCGUCUCACAAAUGGCUGGCCUGAGUAUCAGUCGCAGCCCCCCUCCACCUCCGCGCCCGUCGGCCUCGUCAAAGCCACCACCACCACCUAGACCCGCCGCGCGGCAGACUCCUGGGGUCGACAACGAUGACGACGAUCCAUUUGCCGACAGCAACGCCUUGCCAACUCCGGGAAUGGAGAAGUCGCAGCCAAACUGGUGA
Pyricularia oryzae 70-15 is the source of this 1230-nucleotide messenger RNA. Its product is annotated as VHS domain-containing protein. The transcript is spliced from 4 exons. NCBI's taxonomy places the organism in Eukaryota, Fungi, Ascomycota, Sordariomycetes, Magnaporthales, Pyriculariaceae. Gene Ontology annotation, cellular component: actin cortical patch. The coding region runs from base 1 to 1230 and encodes 409 amino acids. Gene Ontology annotation, molecular function: phosphatidylinositol binding; ubiquitin binding. The record is from RefSeq and is a predicted model, not a curated record. Gene Ontology annotation, biological process: endocytosis; actin filament organization; actin cortical patch localization.